AUGACUCUGCACUUUUGUUGGAGUUUCAAAACCAAACCAGGUAAAAACACAUCAAACGGUGCGACAACAAAGUGUGACGAAGCCAAUCUCUCCUCCAUCACAGGUCGCUGCGUAGACGACUACAUAGACGACUCCCUGCCCCCAGAGUCUCCACAUCUGUACGGACUUCAUCCAAACGCAGAGAUUGGCUUUCUGACGCAGAGCUCCGACAAGCUCUUCAGGACCAUCCUGGAGCUGCAGCCACGGGACGGGGGUGGGGCAGAAGGAGGAGGUGCGACACGAGAGGACAAGGUGCUUGCGGUGCUGGAGGAGGUCCUGGAGAAGCUGCCGGAGGAGUUCCAUAUGUCUGAGCUGCUGAGCAAAGCUGCAGAGAGGAGUCCGUACCAGGUGGUGGCGCUGCAGGAGUGUGAGCGCAUGAACCAGCUCACUCACGAGAUGAAGAGGAGUCUGCAGGAGCUCGCCCUGGGACUCAAGGGAGAGCUGACCAUGAGCAGUGAUAUGGAGGGCCUGCAGUCCUGCCUGUUCCUGGAUGUGGUCCCGGACAGCUGGGCGAGGCGGGCGUACCCCUCCGUGUGCGGCCUCAGCCUGUGGUUCAGCGACCUGCUCCUCCGGGUCAGAGAGCUGGAGGCCUGGGUCGCAGACUUCAGCCUGCCCCCCUCCGUCUGGCUCUCAGGAUUCUUCAACCCGCAGUCCUUCCUCACCGCCAUAUUGCAGGCCUCGGCACGCAAGAACGCGUGGCCUCUUGACAACAUGUGUCUGCAGUGUGACGUCACCAAGAAGAGUCGUGAGGACCUGAGCUCGGCCCCCAGGGACGGGGCCUUCAUACACGGGCUCUUCAUGGAGGGAGCUCGCUGGGACACUCAGACCGGCCUGCUGGCAGAGUCCCGUCUGAAGGAGCUCACCCCCUCCAUGCCUCUCAUGUUUCUGCGAGCGGUGCCACUGGAGAAGCAGGAGCAGCGCAGCCUCUACUCCUGCCCCGUCUACAAGACCCGCCAGAGGGGACCCACCUACGUCUGGACCUUUAGCUUACGCACCAAAGAGAAGCCCUCCAAGUGGACGCUGGCCGGGGUGGCUCUACUGCUGCAGAUAUGA
This is a messenger RNA of Knipowitschia caucasica, 1092 nucleotides long. The record is from the annotation of a GenBank genome assembly. NCBI's taxonomy places the organism in Eukaryota, Metazoa, Chordata, Actinopteri, Gobiiformes, Gobiidae.